GUGCUCAGGUGCUGUCAAAAAAGUAAAGUGAAAACAAAACCAGCUGUUUGGACUUCCCGAAAGAUUUUUUAUACUUUCAUAAAAAGCGCUUUAUUUUAACAAAAAUAACAUGUCCAUUCCCGUCUUAAAAGCCGGCAUUUCACUUAGAAGUUUCUUUAUUUUCAAUUCCAGUUUUGGACCAAAAGAGGGCGAGGAGGAAAAGAAAAUCCUUUUUUAUCACCCUCAAGAAACGGAUAUCGAUUCCAAAGUGAAGGAUGUUGGAUUGUGCGAAGCGAUCAUUCAGUUCAGCAAUACAUUCACCAAUGACGACAGUGUCCACGCGAUGCACACCCAGAAAUCCUGCCAGCUGUAUCAUCAACCUGAGCCGGGUUACUGGAUGACCAUGAUCUUGAACGUACCCUUCGAGCGGAAAAGUCGUGAAACGGGCGACUAUAACGAAUAUCAUGGGGAUGACAUCCACGAUACUAUUUACCAGGCCGUUCUGAAGCAAUCUUAUCGGAUGUUUCGGCUAUUUAAUGGAACGUUUGCUAGUAAUCUGAAACCGGUCGAAGAUUUAGACGCGGUCGCUAACCUGAUCGGUCGACUAGAACAGUUCUACUUCAAAUACAUUCUUCACUUGAAACUGAAAGACUGUGACGUGCUGGAUGCCUUUGGAAGCGUGCAGUACUUGCCGUUGAAUCAGCUCUUGUUCCUGAGGGUGCAGAACUUCAUUAACAUGAUUGAAUCAACCUUCGAACCAAUCAAGCACUGUGUUUUUCUAUACGACGAUUCGGUCAUAUGGAGUGGAAUCAAUCCGCAUGACUUGUACACGAUUUAUGAGUACUUGAAUGGGCCCAUGUUUCAAACGACCACUGGUCAAGAGCAUUCCCGUAAGGUUUUCAUUCACGAAAAUAGUCUGGAAAAGACGUACAACUUCAUGGUGUGUCGCAAGGUGCAGAACAUUACCCUGUGUCUGUUUCUGGAGGAGGUUGAAAACGAACAAGCUCUUUACCACGAGCUGAAUGCCGUGAUAAACCCUCAACUAACGAGCAUAUCUUCAGAUAUAACGCAGCACCUAGCGCAACAGCCAUCCCACGACUGCACCAAAGAUGAGCCGGCGUCUGCUCCAAGAUUUAUCUACUUUAAUGAAUUGAACCUGCACUACCGGGGAACGAUUAAGUUAGGGACCCAAAAGCGAAAUAAUUCCGCAGCAACCCUUCCGAAUGAUGUGAUGAAUUUAAUCGUUGAUCUACUGGAUGAUUCACGGAAGAAUGGCAAUCCAUCAAAUGGAACCGAGGAAACGAUACUGAAAACACACGAUGACUACUGGAUCGUGAAGCGCAGUUGCAACGCAAGGCACGUGUUCAUCGUGCUGAAUAAGAGUUCAACGUUGAUCGAUGUUAGCGAAGAAACCAAACGCAUACUGGAUCAGAACAUGAAGGGAAUGUUCUUCUGCAAUGGCGACGGUGGUAAGUAGGGAAAACGUCGUUCAGAGCAUUAGCAAACAUUAAUCGUGAUGUUAACUAUUUAAUUAUACAUUUAGCUAUCCAUAUAUAUUUAGGGAAUAAGAUUUAUUAAUCUACGAA
Molecule: messenger RNA, 1565 nt
Organism: Aedes albopictus (Asian tiger mosquito)
Lineage: Eukaryota; Metazoa; Arthropoda; Insecta; Diptera; Culicidae
Gene: Ccz1
Product: vacuolar fusion protein CCZ1 homolog
Exons: 3
Coding region: 110-1456 (448 amino acids)
Biological process (GO): vesicle-mediated transport
Cellular component (GO): intracellular membrane-bounded organelle; Mon1-Ccz1 complex
Source: RefSeq, a predicted model, not a curated record